GUGGUGCGCGGGGAGCAGUUCUCGCCUUCUCGGCAUUGCCCACCGCCGCUCGUUUCAUGGUCCUCUCCUCAUCCGCAAGCGAUCGAAUCAUUUUGCAACGUGGAGCCGCACGUUCUGCAUCUUAGCACUCUUUACACAAACGCAUUCUUUAGCUAGAUCUAGCAUUCCUUGCUACCACGUGCUGUGUUCCAGAUUGAGCCAAUGGCGGCCAUGGCUGUUGGCGCGGAGGACGCCGAGAAGCUCCAGCUCCUCGAGGGCUUGACCAAGGACGUGGACUCCGUGCAGGAGCGCGUGCUGGCCGAGAUCCUCGCCCGGAACGCCGGCACGGAGUACCUCAGGAGCCGCGGCGGCCCCACGGACCGCGCCACCUUCCGGGCCAAGGUGCCCGUGGUGUCGUACGACGAUCUGAAGCCAUAUAUCCAGCGCAUUGCCAACGGGGACACAUCGCCCGUCCUGUCGGCGAGCCCCGUCACCGACUUCUUCACCAGCUCCGGCACCUCCGCCGGCGAGCCCAAGCUGAUCCCCAACAUCGAGGAUGAGGGCCGGCGACGCCAGCUUAUCGUCGGCCUCCUCACGGCCGUCAUCAACUCGCACUUCCCUGGGGCUGACAAGGGGAAGGGGCUCUACUUCAUGUUCGUCAAGCCGGAGACGAGGACGCCCGGUGGGCUGACGGCGUGGCCGGCCCUGACCAGCGUUUACAAGAGCGAGAUUUUCAGGCCCGCCUUAGAGCACCACUACACGAGCCCGAGGGCGGCCGUGCUCUGCGCGGACGCGUUCCAAAGUAUGUACGCGCAGAUGGUGUGCGGCCUGUGCCGGCGCCACGAAGUGCUCCGCAUCGGCGCCGUGUUCGCCGCCAGCCUCCUGCGCGCCAUCCGCUUCCUCCAGCUCAACUGGGAGCAGCUCGCCGACGACAUCGAGGCCGGCGCGCUCAUUCCGCGCGUUAUCAUCGACUCGUCGGUGCGCGAGGCAGUUGCGGGCAUCCUCCGCCGGCCGGACCCCGAGCUCGCCCGCCUCGUUCGGCAAGAGUGCUGCAAGGGUGACUGGGCUGGUAUCGUCACGCGCAUCUGGCCGAACACGCGGUACCUCGACGUCGUCGUCACCGGCGCCAUGGCGCAGUACGUCCCGGCCCUAGAACACUACGGCGGCGGCCUGCCGAUGGUGUCCACCUUGUACGCGUCCUCCGAGUGCUUCAUGGGCAUCAACCUUCGCCCGCUGUGCGACCCGUCCGAGGUGUCCUACACCCUCAUGCCCAACCUGGCCUACUUCGAGUUCCUCCCCGUGGACAAGGAGGCCACCGGCGAGGCGGACGCGAGGCAGCUCGUGGACCUCGGACGCGUGGAGGCCGGGCGGGUGUACGAGGUGGUGGUCACCACGUACACCGGGCUGAACCGGUACCGCGUGGGCGACGUGCUCCGCGUGUCGGGCUUCCACAACGCCGCGCCGCAGUUCCAGUUCGUACGCCGCCAAAACGUGCUGCUCUCCGUCGAGACGGACAAGACCGACGAGGCCGAGCUGCAGCGCGCCGUGGAGCGGGCCGCGGAGCUGCUCCGCCUGCACGGGGCGUCCGUGGCGGAGUACACCAGCCGCGCGUGCACCGAGCGCAUCCCGGGCCACUACGUCGUCUACUGGGAGCUGCUGACCGCGGGAGGUGCGGCGGAGGUUGACAGGGAGACCCUCGACGGGUGCUGCCUGGAGAUGGAGGAGGCCCUGAACGCGGUGUACCGGCGGAGCCGGGCGGUGGACGGGUCGAUCGGGCCGCUCGAGAUCCGGGUCGUACGGCCAGGCACCUUCGAGGAGCUCAUGGACGACGCCGUCUCCAACGGCGCGUCCAUCAACCAGUACAAGGCGCCCCGCUGCGUCACCCUCCCGGCCAUCAUCGAGCUGCUCGACUCGCGCGUCGUGUCCAUCCACUUCAGCCCUACGCCGCCGCACUGGACUCCGGCCCGGCGCUACGACUAGAGGCCAGGGAGACAGCUCUUGGGGCCAUCCUCCCCUUUAUAUCUUUCGGUCUCCCGCAAAAAAAAAUAUAUAUAUCUUUCGGUCGCCCGUCGCUGUAUGCAUCCCUGUGCCAAUAAAGCUCUCCAGUUGCACAA
This is a messenger RNA of Triticum urartu, 2093 nucleotides long. Lineage: Eukaryota; Viridiplantae; Streptophyta; Magnoliopsida; Poales; Poaceae. The record is from RefSeq and is a predicted model, not a curated record.